Messenger RNA from Brassica oleracea var. oleracea, 1284 nucleotides. RefSeq lists its product as uncharacterized. Lineage: Eukaryota; Viridiplantae; Streptophyta; Magnoliopsida; Brassicales; Brassicaceae. Gene Ontology annotation, molecular function: crossover junction DNA endonuclease activity; 5'-flap endonuclease activity. Gene Ontology annotation, biological process: double-strand break repair via homologous recombination. The record is from RefSeq and is a predicted model, not a curated record. Gene Ontology annotation, cellular component: Slx1-Slx4 complex. Bases 144 to 1181 code for a protein of 345 amino acids. The transcript has 4 exons.
AGAGAUUCUACACUUUCCAAACUGGCCAAUGGUAUGGGCCUUAGUUAAAGUGGCCCACCAAUCGGCCCAUUAACGGUCUUGCGGAAAACGGAUUUUAGACUGUAUCGUCUCCUCCAACGGUCGAAUCGACGCUGAGAGGAGAGAUGAGAGAGAAAAGGGGAAGAAGGGAAAAUCCCAAAACCCUAGAUCCCGUCGGCGAGGAUGGUGGAGUCACCGGAAAAGAUGGAAAAGGGUUCUACGCGUGCUACAUCUUGACCUCCCUCAGCCCUCGUCACAAGGGUCACACCUAUAUCGGGUUCACGGUGAACCCGAAGCGAAGGAUAAGGCAGCACAAUGGAGAGAUCACAAGUGGUGCAUAUAGAACCAAGAAGAAACGUCCUUGGGAAAUGGUCCUCUGUAUCUAUGGUUUCCCCUCUAAAGUCUCUGCCCUUCAGUUUGAGUGGGCUUGGCAGCAUCCGAGAGAAUCACUUGCAGUGAGAGAAGCUGCUGCUGCUUUCAAAUCCAUCUCUGGACUUGCUAGCAAUAUCAAGCUUGCUUACACUAUGCUAUCUCUUCCUGCUUGGAACAGUUUAAAUCUGACUGUCAACUAUUUCUCAUCAAAGUAUGCACACCAUGGCGGUCUUUCUCCUAGUUUGCCUCCGCACAUGGAAGUCCAUGUUUGUCCUAUGGAUGAUCUUCCUUGUUUCACUAAAGGAGACGACAAUUCUCAACCCGAGGAUGAAGAAGAGGAUGAUGAUGAUAGUAGUAGCAACCAAAGCCAGCCUGGGAAUCCAACUUCAAGCUACUUGCUUGACCGACAUUGUGAGAAACCAAAAGGACCUGGAACUGUACUUGAUGACAGAUUAGCAAAUUUCACCGGUUUUGGGUUAUUAGAUGAGAGUGAUGAAGAUGAAGUAUCCAUUGAAGCUAUGGAGAAAGAACCGGAGACUGUAUUUAAUGACAGGUUAACAAAUUUCACUGGUUUUGGCUUAUUAGAAAAGAUUGUCGAAGAUAAAGUAUCACAUAGCACUAUGGAGAAAGAUUGUUGGAGAAGAAGCAACUUUGUCACAUCGAGCACCGAAGUUGAAGUGAUAGAUCUGAUGACUCCAUCACCAACAUGCAGAGUUGGAUCGUCUAUGAAGAGGCCUAGAGUUUCUGAGUUUAUAGAUUUGACAAGGUCUCCUAAUUUCAUAGAGUUGUAAAGUAAUAAUAAUAAUACACGAGUUGUGUGUAAAACGAAAUAAACUUUGUUGUAAUUUUCAAGAGUGUGAAAUUGAUGAGAUCUGGUGUGCGUGCGUGCCCACA